GUUAAAAAAAAAAAUUCGAAAUAUAAUUGUCAUUUCGUUUUAGCGUUCGAAAAAUUUUCCUUCCUGGUCUCUUUCCCGCAUCCAUGGCGCAAGUCAUGAACGCGGCCGCCGAUUCUCUCACCAAAUCCCCUCCGGCCUCCAGUGCCGGAGCCACCAUAACUGCCGGAGACGAUGACCUUCCGCCGCCGGCGCCUCCACCUCAUUCUCACACCUUGUCGCGUAGAAGGGAGAGAGAACCUAGAGGAGACAGGAGAGACGACAACAGGGACUUCGAUCGUCCCCCGAACCGCCGCGAUUACGGCGACCGGAACUCACCCCUGCAGCCGCCGAUGAGGGAUAGGGAAUACAAGCGCCGCCGGAGCCCUAGCUCUCCUCCGUAUCGUGACCGCCGGUAUUCUCCAUCGUAUUUCAAGCGGUCCAGACGUGGUAGUCCUCGCGGUGGUUAUGGACACGAUGAUAGGUUUGGCUACGACCAUAAUAGUGGAUAUGAGCGCGGGUUGGGGGGAAGGCUUAGUUAUGCUGAUGAGAAGUCGCACAGUGGUCGUUUUAUUAACCGUCCACUUGGUGGCUAUCAACAUGGACCUCCAGAAUUAGAAUCAAAUCGUGGGGGUUAUGCUGAUACAUCCAACAAAGGGAGUGCACAAAGAGAAGGCUUGAUGUCUUAUAAGCAAUUCAUUCAGGAGCUUGAAGAUGACAUACUACCUGCAGAAGCCGAGCGUAGGUAUCAGGAGUACAGAUCAGAGUACAUUUCCACUCAGAAGCGUGCUUUCUUCAAUGCUCAUAAGGAUGAGGAAUGGUUGAAAAAUAAAUAUCAUCCGACAAAUUUACUUGCAGUCAUUGAUAGGAGAAAUGAGCAUGCGCGGCAGGUUGCAAAGAAUUUUUUACUUGACCUGCAGAGUGGAACAUUGGACUUGACUCCCAGUGCCACUGCACCAUCCUUAAGCAAGUCAGGGCAGGCUAGUGAGCCAAACUCUGAUGCUGAAGCAGACAUUGGUGGCAAACGAAGGCAGCAUGGUAAAGGUCGAGUCGAAGAAAGUGAUUUUUCAUCUGCGCUAAAGGUUCACCCAGUCAGUUCUGAGCCUAGACGAAUACAAGCCGAUAUUGAACAAGCUCAUGCACUUGUACGCAAACUUGACAUUGAGAAAGGGAUUGAAGACAAUGUUUUGUGUAGCGUUGAUUACAGCAAGAUGGAUAACGAUAAAUCUCGUGGUGGAUCUGUGGGUCCAAUUGUGAUUAUACGUGGUUUAACAUCUGUAAAGGGCCUAGAGGGAAUUGAACUUCUGGACACUCUUCUUACAUAUCUCUGGCGCGUCCAUGGUGUAAAUUACUAUGGCAUGAUUGAAAGUAGUGAACCCAAAGGUUUUAGACAUGUGAGGCCUGAUGGAAAGAAUCAUGGAGAAACCAAGGAAUCUGGGGCUGAGUGGGAAAAGAAAUUUGAUUCAUUUUGGCAAGAGAGGUUGAGGGGUCAGGAUCCUUUGGAAGCUAUGACUGCCAAGGAGAAAAUAGAUGCAGCAGCUGUUGAAGGUUUAGAUCCGUAUGUUAGGAAAAUAAGGGAUGAAAAGUAUGGAUGGAAGUAUGGUUGUGGAGCCAAGGGUUGUACAAAACUUUUCCAUGCUGCUGAAUUUGUGCAUAAACAUUUGAAGCUAAAACACCCAGAACUUGUGAUGGAGCUUACUUCAAAAGUGCGUGAAGAUCUUUAUUUCCAUAACUACAUGAGUGAUCCUGAUGCUCCUGGUGGAACACCUAUCAUGCAGCAGCAACCUCAGAUGGUUUCUUUCAUGAUCUUGCAGAAGGACAAGCCACAGAGGCGUAGGUUAGGUUUGGAAGGUCGGUUGAGAGAUGAUCGUGGCAACCGGAGAGAUCAUGAAUGGAUUGACAGAAUUAAUGAUGGAGACAGGAUGAUUAAUCUCGAGAAUUCUCCCUCCCGUGAUCUUCAGUUGAAAUCUGGUGGCUUAGAUGGAGGGAAUCAUGAUGUAUCUAUGCAUGAUGUAUAUGGUGGGCAAGGUGUGGGUGGUGUUCCCCCUUUUGCAUCAGAUAUGGCCCCUCCUCCAGUAUUGAUGCCUGUACCUGGUGCAGGGCCUUUGGGACCCUUUGUUCCUGCUCCACCUGAAGUUGCAAUGCAGAUGUUAAGGGACCAGGGGGGGCCUUCCCCCUAUGAUGGUGGUGGUAGAAAAAUGCGGUCUGGUCCUAAUAUAGGUGGGCCGACACCAAUUCUUGCUGUCCCUCCAGCUUUUAGGCAAGAUCCUCGAAGAAUGCGAAGUUAUCAAGAUCUAGAUGCCCCAGAAGAUGAAGUCACUGUAAUAGACUAUCGAAGUUUGUAGGUUUCACUGGUUUUGGUAAAUGCAGUGAUCAUACAGGAUUUGGUAACGAAGGAAAAGCUUGAUCUGCAUCUUUAUUUUCAACUUGUCCAAGCUAAGAGAAUGUGGUGUAAAGAUCACGACUUCUGCAUGCGGCUUUUUGUUUGUUUUGUUUGUUUUUUCCUUUUCCAUUAGAGGUGGCUUUAGCUUGUUUAGAACUUUCAAAUUCUGUAUCAGGGGUACUUAAGGCGGUUGACAUGCUGUAUCAUAUUGUAAGAUAGUAGUUCUCCAAAAAACAAUCUAGGACCGUAUGACAAGGGAAAUAAAAAUGAUGUUUCGUUACCCGUUUUAGACA
This is a messenger RNA of Ziziphus jujuba (common jujube), 2652 nucleotides long. Its product is annotated as serrate RNA effector molecule. NCBI's taxonomy places the organism in Eukaryota, Viridiplantae, Streptophyta, Magnoliopsida, Rosales, Rhamnaceae. The coding region runs from base 84 to 2321 and encodes 745 amino acids. The transcript is spliced from 12 exons. Gene Ontology annotation, biological process: primary miRNA processing; mRNA processing. Gene Ontology annotation, cellular component: nuclear body. The record is from RefSeq and is a predicted model, not a curated record.